Salvia splendens (bonfire salvia) is the source of this 1044-nucleotide messenger RNA. RefSeq lists its product as uncharacterized. The record is from RefSeq and is a predicted model, not a curated record. The coding region runs from base 1 to 1044 and encodes 347 amino acids. Lineage: Eukaryota; Viridiplantae; Streptophyta; Magnoliopsida; Lamiales; Lamiaceae. The transcript has 2 exons.
AUGGUGGAAAAGUUUUUAGAAAAAUACUACCCACCGAGUGAGGCGUUGAAGAGGCAGUCAGAGAUCAUUUCGUUUGAGAUGACUCCCCAAGAGAGUAUCCGAGAAGCCUGGGAAAGAUUCAAGGGGAUGAUGAAGAGGUGCCCCAAUCAUGGGCUGAAUCCGACGCAUCAAGUCCUAGCAUUCUAUAGGGGGUGUCUGCCUGAAGCAAAGCGUGAACUGAACUUGAGCGCAGGGGGAUCAUUGCUAAAGAAGGGAGAAGCAGAGGCCAUGGAAGUGAUUGACAGAGUGACCUCUAAUGAUGAAGGCUGGAACAACGAGAGGAGAAUAGUACACAAGAUAGAGCUCCUCCAUAAGAAGAUAGAUCUCAUGGGGAUGGGACCGGCUGUACAGGAGCAGAAAGAGGGUGUAGAGGAUGUUAAUUACAUACACCAAGGGGGCAAUAGAUACUAUAACAACUCCCGCCCCAAUCAAGGGGGUGGAGGUUACAAUCAUUUUGGGAACAAGACGCAUCCUAACCUAUCGUAUGGGAACCCCAACAAUGCCCUUCAACCACCACCGGGGUUCACAGUUUCUCAAGGAAUGAUCACUGAGCCGCACAAGAACAUGGAGCAUACCAAUCAAAGGCUAGAGAAAGUUGAGAAUAAUAUGCAUGGCAUGGCAGGACAUAUGAAGAGCCUAGAAACGCAGAUGAGUCAGAUUGCCCAAGCCGUUGGACAAUUACAUCAAUCGGGGCAAUUCCCAAGUACUACAGUUCCAAAUCCGAAAGACUGCAAGGCAAUCUACUUAAGGAGUGGGACAAGCUAUAAGAGUCCUCCUAUGCCCGAGGUGGAAGCUAAUGAAGUACCCGAAGAGAAAGAUGAAGAGGAGAUUGAGGUGGAAUCACCUCUUAUGCAGUCCGAGGGUCAACCCGAGGCAAUUGCUCCUCCCACGCCACAAGAGGUUAAAAUUCAUUUUCCUCAACUGGUGCAAAAGAAGAAGUUGGAUGAGAAGCUUGUUAUGUUCCUCGAGAUCUUCAAGAGUGCACCUCAAUAUUCCUCUUAUUGA